CGGCGGCCAUUUUCUUUUCACACCUCCGUUUCAAAGGCAGCCAACCAGCUCCCGGACUACAAAACACGGUUUCAUUCAAAAAACUCCGCAAACAAAAACUUCCGAACGCCACCGGAGAGCCGUCCCAAGCGCGACUCGGAGGCCGCUGCGUACACCGGGCCGAAGUGGACUGUGGACUCGGAGGACUGUUUUAUUUGAGCCGAAGUGGGUGUCUGGAGCGCGAAGCGAUAUGGCGACCGCAACCCCGAGCCGCGAGUCGAGCCGCGCGUCGGCCGCGAAGACGCCGCUGAGCCCCGCGCGCAUCUCGCGCCUGCAGGAGAAAGAGGAGCUGCGCGCGCUCAACGACCGCCUGGCCGUGUACAUCGACCGCGUGCGCUCCCUCGAGCUCGAGAACGACCGGCUGCUCGUCAAAGUGUCCGAGAAGGAGGAAGUCACGACCAGAGAGGUGUCUGGGAUCAAGUCUCUGUAUGAGGCCGAGCUCGCCGACGCCAGGCGGGUCCUCGACGAGACGGCUCGAGAGCGAGCGAGGCUUCAGAUCGACCUGGGGAAAGCCACCUCGGAGCUCGAGGAGGUCACCCGCAACUAUAAGAAGAAGGAUGGAGACCUGUCUGUGGCUCAGGCCCGGAUCAAGGAGCUGGAGGCGCAGUACAACAAGAACGAGGCGGCUCUCAACACGGCGCUCAGCGAGAACAAGGCUCUAUCCGCAGACCUCGCCGACCUCAAGGCCCAGCUGGCCAAAGCCGAAGACGCUCACGGCGUGGCCAAGAAGCAGCUGGAGGCCGAGACGCUGAUGAGGGUGGACCUGGAGAACCGCUGCCAGAGCCUGUCCGAGGAGCUGGAGUUCAGGAAGAGCAUGUUCGAGGAGGAGGUGCGCGAGACGCGCCGGCGUCAGGAGAAGCGCAUGGUGGAGGUGGACUCGGGCAUGCAGCAGGACUACGAGUUCAAGCUGGCGCAGGCGCUGCAGGACCUGCGCAGGCAGCACGAGGAGCAGGUGCAGAUCUACAAGGACGAGCUGCAGCAGACCUUCAAGGCCAAGCUGGAUAACGCCAAGGUGUCGUCUGACCUGAACGACAAGGCGGUGCUCACGGCCCGCGAGGAGCUGCAGGAAGCUCACCUGAGGAUCGAGGGCCUGAGCUAUCAGCUGAGCGCUCUGCAGAAACAGGCGUCUGCCGCCGAGGAGCGCGUCCGCGAGCUGGAGGACAUGCUGUCCAGCGACCGGGACAAGUACCGCCGGCAGCUGGACGCCAAGGAGCGCGAGAUGGCCGAGCUCAGGGAGUGCAUGCAGCAGCAGCUCAACGAGUACCAGGAGCUGCUGGACGUCAAGCUGGCCCUGGACAUGGAGAUCAACGCCUACAGGAAGCUGCUGGAGGGCGAGGAGGACAGGCUGAAGUUGUCUCCCAGCCCGUCCUCUCGGGUGACGGUGUCCCGCAGCUCGGCGAGCAGCACCUCCACGUCUUCUCGUAGCACCCGCGCCAAGAGAAAGCGCGUGGAGCUGGAGGAGGCGUCCGCCGCCGCACCCAAAGUGCAGAUCAGUCAGGAGGCCGAGGCCACGGGCAGCGUCAGCAUCGAGGAGAUCGACCUGGAGGGCAAGUCUGUGACCCUCAGGAACAACUCGGACAAGGAUCAAUCUCUGGGCAGCUGGCGACUAAAGAGACAAAUCGCUGAUGGCGAAGAAAUCGCUUAUAAAUUCAGUCCCAAGUUUGUCCUGAAGGCCGGCCAGAUUGUGACGGUGUGGAGCGCCGACGCCGGUGUGUCCCACAGUCCUCCUUCAGACCUGCUGUGGAAGAGCCAGAGCUCCUGGGGCACCGGAGAGAAGAUCCUCACCUUACUGGUCAAUUCCAGCGGAGAGGAAGUGGCGAAGCGAACCGUCGCCCAAACCGUGAUCGAGCUGGAGAACGGCGACGAUGAGGAGGGAGACUUUGGAGAUGAAGAUCUGUUCCAUCAGCAGGGCGAUCCAAAGACCCGAUCCAGAGAAUGUGCCGUCAUGUGAUGGAGGCGGCGUACCUUUUAGUAUUUUCCUUCCCACGAUUCAGUCUUUUUUGUAGAGCCACUACUUUUGUAUUCUUCGAAUCAUGAGUUCAUAACACCCCCUCCCUCGAUCCUUUUUAUUUGUACGGACCUCAUUUGUAAAGCCAGUUAAUCUUGAGCUGCGACGCAAUUUUUUUUUCAGACGCCGCUCACCGAUGAGUAGUCUUUCCAGACGGCCACGUCCCAUUACGCACGGUUGGCGAAUGCCACCCGAGAACGAGUCAAACCACGUGAAAUUAGAGUAUUUGUGUGAGCCGGUGACUAACGAAUCUGCGUUUUCAUGCGAAUGAAUCCUGCACGUUCUCGUCACGGCGGGGUUACGAAUGGGGAAUUAUUAUUAUUAUUAUUAUUAUUGUUCUGUAGUGCACUAUAGCCCGUAACUGACAGCUGUCGCUUAGCGUACCUUAUGUUGUGCUUCGCCAACCAGACGAACAGGGUGGAAAACGAGACUAGAUUAUUCUAAGCGUCAUGCGUUUUGAUUCAUGCCUUACAUAGUUGUUGUAUGUACGAUGAAUCGGUGAGCGAGACGCAGCUAAACGCUAACCAGAACGGUACUUUCUUAAGAGUACAGCGUAGAAAGACUUCAAGUUCAUUGAAAUAUUCAGAAUGUUUUGCGUUUAUUCAAAUGUUGAGUUUGAACGAGUUUAGCACGUGAAAAGUGCUCGUCGAAAUUGGCCCACAUUCACAAAAGAGCAGAUGCUUGUGCAGAUUAACCAAAGAAACACGACGAAUGAAACGUAUGUGACCUGUUCACGCGGUUCGCUAACUGACUCCCGAUGAAUUAAAACCUUUAUUUCAGUCGUCGAAUCCGGCGAGUAAUCUGCGUCCUUCCACCCUGUCGACUCUGUAGCAUUUUAAGUUUUAAAACUUUUUUUUUUUUUUUUUUUUUUUGUGUUUCGUUUUAAAUGUUUCUCAGACAAUUAUGCAUGCGGCAGAUAUUUUUAUAAGAAGUGUUUCUGCGAGGGUCAACGCUUCCAGUUUUUCAGACGAGCUGCGCCAUACUGCAGUUUGAUUUUAGCUACAAUCGUAUAUUUUUGAUAGGGUUUAGUUUUUCCCCCCACCUCGGGAUUUUUAAAACCCUAGUUCACGAGAAUCUUUAAAUGCGUUUAAAAUUGACAUAUUCAAAUUUGUGAAUAUAUUCGGUGCAGUGUGUACAAAACAAAUUGACCUGGGAAACAUCUGUAUAAUUUCUUUCUUUCAUAAGGUAAUGCCGUGCGGAACUAUUACGUUAUUUUAAUGGGGUUAUCAUUUAUCUACGUUUACUUCUUAGGGUUCUUUUUGAAGGUUCUGAGGAAACGAAUCGUUUGAUAGUGUACCAAUUGGGGUGUAACACACAAGUGUUGUGUGAGAUUUAAGUGAAAUUAAGCUCAAGUAAGUUGUAUGUGUGUACAUUCGUUGCUUGGCCUCUGAGCUAAUAAAAUCUACCUUUUUUAUUUAGUUUAACGUCACGUGACGUGAAUGGAAACCGUUUUCUUUUGCCAAACACUCCACAUCUGUGAAUUUAAAAUUUAGCUUCUUUUAGUUACGUACACUGUUUUCGAGAGGAAAGUCAUUUCCUUGUUCUUUCAGGUUUUAUUAGACGGGGCUGUGACUUAUGUAACGGAUACAAUGUUCUUCGGUGUAUUUUAAUAGGCUACGAAAUUGUCAAUCUGUCAUAAUAAUCUACUGUUAAGUGAAAAUUGCUAUUGCCAUCAAAGGCAUUCGAAUGUGAGAUUUAAGGCUGUAAAAUUGAGCCGUAAAUAGUGAACUAUGAAUCCAAUUUGUUAGGGGGGUAAAUUGUACGAAGACUUUUGAAGGCCUACAAGAGGAGGGCGCAUGCCAAAAGUGUCUCAUUAAUUGUGAUCUAUUUUACUUUGUCAUUUUUUUUUGUAUGCAAUAUCCAAUAAAUGUUUUACAUAUUAA
This is a messenger RNA of Puntigrus tetrazona (Sumatra barb), 3930 nucleotides long. RefSeq names its product lamin B2 (gene lmnb2). Lineage: Eukaryota; Metazoa; Chordata; Actinopteri; Cypriniformes; Cyprinidae. The transcript has 12 exons. The record is from RefSeq and is a predicted model, not a curated record. The coding region runs from base 230 to 1990 and encodes 586 amino acids.